Molecule: messenger RNA, 1341 nt
Organism: Megalopta genalis
Lineage: Eukaryota; Metazoa; Arthropoda; Insecta; Hymenoptera; Halictidae
Source: RefSeq, a predicted model, not a curated record
UGGUUUCAGGUUUCUUUAAGCAUGAAGGACGUCGAUCAAGAAACCGGUAGAGAUAUGAACCCAGUGGUGGCUGUCGCUAAGACUGAGGAAGACGAGAAGCAUUUGCGCAAUCCCGAUAGACCAACUUCGUUGCUGGAACUGCAGGGCAACUGGGACGAGGACGAGACUUGUUCCAGGAAGCGUGUGCAGAGGCUGUCGUCUCCCGAGAAGUGGGAAAUAAAGCAGAUGCUUGCUGCGUCUUGCAUCGACAGGAACGAGUUGCCAGAGUUCGAUAUGGAAACUGGAAUUCUUCCACGCGAGGACGAUGAGGAAGAGGACGUGGAAAUCGAGCUAGUGGAAGAGGAACCGCCAUUUCUGCAUGGCCACGGCCGGGCUCUUGGAGAUCUAAGUCCUGUUCGCAUUGUUAAAAAUCCUGAUGGUUCUUUGGCGCAAGCUGCAAUGAUGCAAAGUGCUCUGGCGAAAGAGAGGAGGGAACAGAAAAUGCUGCAGAGAGAGCAAGAAAUGGACUCUGUGCCGACAGGCCUCAAUAAGAAUUGGAUUGACCCUUUGCCAGAAGCUGAGAGCAGGACUCUGGUAGCGAAUAUGCGAGGAAUUGGUUUGCAGACCCAGGACCUUCCUGAAUGGAAGAAGCACGUGAUAGGCGGCAAGAAGUCGUCUUUUGGAAAGAAAACGAAUCUAACUUUGUUAGAGCAGCGCCAGAGCCUGCCGAUAUACAAGCUCAGAGACGAUCUAGUAAAGGCAGUCACUGAUAAUCAAAUUUUGAUAGUAAUUGGCGAAACAGGCUCAGGAAAGACCACCCAAAUCACACAGUACUUGGCCGAGGCUGGGUUCACUGCUCGUGGGAAGAUCGGAUGCACUCAACCCAGAAGAGUGGCUGCUAUGUCAGUCGCCAAAAGAGUGGCUGAAGAAUUUGGUUGCCGUUUGGGACAAGAAGUAGGCUACACGAUUCGUUUCGAAGACUGUACCGGCCCGGAGACCAACAUAAAGUACAUGACUGAUGGUAUGCUGCUGCGUGAAUGCCUUAUGGACCUUGAUCUGAAAACUUACUCCGUUAUAAUGUUGGACGAGGCGCAUGAACGCACGAUUCACACCGAUGUCUUAUUCGGUUUGCUUAAGCAGGCAGUAGGAAGAAGGCCAGACCUCAAGCUCAUCGUCACGAGUGCCACUCUGGACGCUGUGAAAUUCUCACAAUACUUUUUCGAAGCUCCAAUCUUCACUAUUCCUGGCAGAACGUUUGAGGUAGAGGUGAUGUACACGAAGGAACCGGAGACUGACUACCUGGAUGCUGCGCUGAUUACAGUGAUGCAGAUUCACUUGAGAGAGCCACCAGGCGACAUAUUA